Lampris incognitus (smalleye Pacific opah) is the source of this 2126-nucleotide messenger RNA. RefSeq names its product tripartite motif containing 25 (gene trim25). NCBI's taxonomy places the organism in Eukaryota, Metazoa, Chordata, Actinopteri, Lampriformes, Lampridae. Gene Ontology annotation, molecular function: protein binding. The coding region runs from base 42 to 2099 and encodes 685 amino acids. The record is from RefSeq and is a predicted model, not a curated record. The transcript has 11 exons.
CCCGUCCGCCGCCCGAACCCCGGAGGAGAGCGCUCAUCAAUAUGGCCGAGUUGGACGUCGACCCCAAGCUGUCGCUUCUGAGCCUGGAGGAUGAGCUGACCUGCAGCAUCUGCCUCUGUCCCUUCUCCUACCCCGUCACCAUUCCCUGUGGGCACAACUUCUGCCAGCACUGCAUCCUGGCCACCUGGAAAAGCGACUACAUCUGCCCCCAGUGCCGCACCCAGUUCGACACCAAACCGGCGCUGAAGAAGAACACGGUCCUCAGCACCGUGGUGGAGGCGUUCACAAUGCGAUCUGCCAAGACCGAGGUGCCCCCGCUGCCCGCCGCGGAGGUCCAAGGUGAGACGGAGAGCGAGGUGUUGUGUGACACGUGCAUGGUCAAAGCGUCCAAGACCUGCCUCACCUGUGUGGCGUCCUUCUGCGAGGAUCACCUGAAGCCUCACCUGGACAACCCCAACCUCCGAAUCCACCAGCUGACCGAGCCGCUCAGAGACCUGCUGGAGCACCUCUGCCCCAGCCACCACAAGCUGAUGGAGUUCUACUGUGUUCAACACGCCCACAGCAUCUGCAGCCUGUGCCUGCAGCACGUGCACAGAGGGUGCACCUUCUCCACCCCCGAUGAGCAAAAGGGCUUGAAAGAGUCUGACUUUAAAAACAAGUUGCACUUGUUGGAUGGAAAGAUUGAGAAGAAUCAGGCGAUUAUAUCUCAAAUAGAAGACCUGCAGACCAAACUGAAGGAUACUGCGGAGAAGAAGAAGAGAGCAUUUGCGGCUGAGUAUCGGCAGAUGCGGGAGAUACUGGACCGUAACGAGCACGAGGUAAUGUGCACGGUGGACCGCGAGCAAGAGAGCUGUCAAACCAAACUCAAGGGGCUCUUGACCAAGUUCAUCCAGAAUGUGGAAACGAUGAGCAGUGCCAAGGAUUGCAUCAACAACCUGCUGGAGCAGUCCCAUUCACUUGCCUUCCUACAGGCUUCCGUUGACCUGCCCUCAGUUGUAAAUUUUGAGCCCCACACCCCCCGAUGCAGCUUGGACACUAAGACGCUGAGCGCAGCUCAGGACUUUGCUGCUGCUCUGAAGCACUAUCUGACUGAGCUCUUCAAGCAGAGUGUUGAGGCUCGGCUGCAAAUGCUCCAACCAAGUGAAAGACCAGGUCCAGCGCCUCUUCUUGGGUUUGGUGUCUUUCCACCUAGGAGACCUUUUCCUGAAAUGCCGUAUGCACAAGUGCCGAAUCCUUUCAAACCAGUUCUACACCUCAGGUCUCCCAGUCCAGGGGCUCCAAUCAAGAUGGCCCAAAAGAAGAAACCUCAAAAAAAGAACCGUGAGAACGAUGGGAAAACUCCGUUGACGGACCAGAGACCUCAAAAGCAAACGGCAAAGCCUCCCCAGCCUCCGAAAGAGAAUAAGAAAAGCAUGAGAGAAACCCAGUCAAUGGACAACCUGCUGGAUAUCAGUAAGGAGGACAAAGCCAUGGGCCAACCUCCCCUUGAGCCCACACAGACACCUGAAACCCCUGACGUCCCACCAAGCAUUACCUCAGCCGAGAAAAGACACAACCUGCUGAAGUACGGCGCCGCGCUCACGCUGGACCCGAAGACGGCCCACAAACGCGUCAAGCUGAGCGAGAAGCUGACGAAGGCCUCCGUGUCGGACGAGACCAUGGACUACCCGGACAACCCCGCCCGCUUCUCCGCCUGCUCCCAGGUACUCGCCUCUAAAGGCUUCGCCAAAGGCUGCCACUACUGGGAGGUCAAAAUGAACAACAACAACUUCAUGGGGAUCGGUUUCGCUUACAACAGCAUCGACCGGAAGGGCCCGGCCAGCCGUCUGGGUCGCAACGCCCAGUCCUGGUGUGUGGAGUGGUUUAACGUCAUGCUGUCGGCCUGGCACGCCGGCAGCGAGACGGUGCUGGCCAACCCCGGCCCCAAGCGCGUGGGCGUGCUGUUGAAUUGCGACGAGGGGACGGCUACCUUCUACAACGUGGCAGAUAGGGCCUACCCCUUCCACACCUUCGUGUUCCCGUUCGCUGAAACUGUGUACCCCGCCUUCUGGAUCUUCUCCUCUGGCUCGUCCGUUACUUUAUGCAGCCCGCAGGGGUGACGGGGCAUCGGGUGUGCACGAGCACGA